AUGGACGAACAAAGCAUUUGGAGUUUCUGUUUGGCGCGGAAUUCGCUUUGGGAAGAAAGAUUCUUACUCGUAUCGAUGACUUUACUCAAAAUGCCAGGAGCUGUCGACGUGUUGCAGCAAUUUGCAAACGACGACUUGUUUGACGCGGAGCUCGGGGAAGAUAGUGAUGGUGGACGAGAUGGGAAUUUUACAGACAACGAAAGCGCUCCAAAAUCCCCGGCACCCGAGCGCAUCGACAGGAAAGAAGAAGACAGUUCGGGCGGAGAAGCUGCAAAUGGAGAUUCUGGGGAAGACAAUACAUCUGAAAAGAAAAAGAAACAUCGAAGACGAGAAUCUAGAAAGAAGUCUCCCAGGCCCCGUAAAGCAAAGAAGGCAGAACUUAUGUCAAUGCACAGUGAAACACAGAGAAUGGUCAGAGAAUCAAUAGUCAAGCUUCCAUACCACUUGCCAGCUGCUCUUCCAAUAGCUCAUUUUCUGAAAAGGGUGCCACUAACAGAUCAGAAGAAUUCCAACAGCCCUAGGGUAGUUUCUUCAGGGGGUCCUCUUGAAAACCAGACAUCACUAAUUGGUAAUGGUAAGCCUGAUGACCAAGAACAUGCUAGUCCCUUAAUUGCCGACACUGCUAGUCCCACAGCUGCUGCUGGUGCAGUUAAGGUGAUGUCUAAAGCAGCCACGCCAAAGCUGAGUGCUGCUACAGAUCCAUUCUUCUUGGACUUAGAUGCUGACCCACCUAUGGCAAAGCCAUUAAGUAGUGGCGUGCAGAGUUUAAAAGAUAGAUUUUUGAAGCACACCUUUAAGCCUCAAGACAAGUCAGCCACUGCAAAGAAGCUCACUGAGAGAAAAGAUCACCCAACAGAGGAGGUCUCUUUGGUAGACACACCCAAACCUAAGGGGGUAAACCCAGUCCUUAGUAAUGAGAAACUCAUGACUGCCAAGACACCUGGCUCCAGGCUUCAACUUCUGAAGGAACAAUUACAAAAAGAAAUGAGAGUAAAACGAGCUGAAAACAGGAAAAUACAAGAAUCUCAGCGGAAGUUAGACAAUGAAGAAAUGAGUGAGGAAGAAGAAGAAGAAGAAGAGAUGACAGAUGAAGAAGAUGAUUCUGAUUAUGAACUUGACAAGUGGAAUGAAGAUGAUGAGCAAAAGCAAGAGGAAGGUGGCAGUGAAGUUGAUGGGGAAGACGGAGAAGACAAAGAGGUUAAGGAUAAGAAUGACUUCUUGGAUGAUGAAGCAGAUGAAAGUGAUCAUGAUGAUUUUGGUGAUGGCAGAGAUGACGUUGACUCAGGAUCUGAGGGAGAUGUCAGUGAUGAUGGUGAAAAUGACAACAGCGCAGAUGAAAACUCUGCCUUUAGUGAUGAUGAAUUUUCCAUUACAUCUCUUCAUUCAUUGAAAAAGAAACAAAAACAAAGUUUAAUAAAGGAAUCAAUCGUCCAUUCAAAGGAAGAAACUAUGGAUCUCUUCUGUGACAGCCGUUCCAGAGGACUGGAAAAUGAUGGGUCUUUAGAGAAAAACAGUAACAAUGAGAAAGGCACUGGAGAGAGUGUGGAAAGCCUUUGUCUACGGCUAGACAGUUUGGAAGAUGGUGAUGAUACAAAUUUCAACUUUCCCAGCUCACCAGUAUCAUCUAAGAUGAAGGCUAAAAUGAAAAAUGUGGCAAAUAUUUCUGAGGCAUCACAGGAGUCCAGCCAGUCAAGUUUUGGGGUAGGGCUAGGGUCAGAGUUUGGUGAGAAUGCAAACAGUCUUGAGGCUAGCAGUGACAGUAGUGUGAUACCACCAGGAGAGGGGGAUAGUAGAGCCCUUGGAGACAGGAGUUCAGGGAAGAAAACACCCGAGAUAUUCUCAUCAUUUUCCAGAGUCAGAAAUCUCAUUGGUAUAGGAAAUUAUGGUGAUACACUGUACGAAAAGAAGUCUGGCAAAUUAUCUCAGCUCACACUUCCCAUUGAAGAUUCCCAGGACUUGUUUGAUCAUGGGAAUGAUAGGAAUGUUGAAGAUAACAACUCUCAGCAACUAAAAACAGGAUCAGAGCCCAUGUCUAGUGAUUUCCACUUCUCUCUUGAUGAAGAUACGCAGUUCACUCAAAUUCUGAACACUCAGGGUUUCCUGAACUCCAGUAAAAAGAGCCAAACAAAAACAAAGAAUCUUUUCAAUGACAAAAUCAGUGGAAAUACCCAGCCAGCCAUGAAGGAACUGCUCGGGUUGUGUUCUGGAAGAUUUAGUGACAACGAAGACAGUGAACCUCUUCAUAACACCGAAACUCAAAAUAAAACAAAGGGGCAGAGGAAAAGCUUAAAAUUUGACACACAAAGCAAACAGUGCAGCAUGAAUGAACUACUGGAUUUGUGCUCAGGGAAGUUCAGCGAUGAUGAUAAUGGUGAUGAUGAGAUAGGUGAGGUGUUAGAGAGGCAACAAAAGGGUUCAGAGCAAAGGGAAACAGAGGUUGGUCAAGAAGAGGACAAGAUUGAUGUUGAGGACAAUGACGAGAAAAGGGAUAAGGAGAGUGAUGAUGACAACGAAGAGAGUGACCCUGAAGAGAUGAUUCUUAAAAGAAAGUAUGGCAAGACUUAUGGCACAAAGGAAAAGAAUGUUUUUGAUAAAAGAAAUUUUUUGGAGGAAGAAGCUGAGUUAUCUGGCAGUGAUGUAGGAUCUGAUGAAGAUGAAGAUAUUGCCACAGAUGAUGAUGUUUUGGACGAGGAAUCUGGAGGAGAAGAUUUACCAUCUGAUGAAGAACUGCAGAAACAGAUUAAUAAAGUUCAUAUGAAAUCAAUCCACGACCAGGACAACGUGGAACUAAGAGCUGUCAAAGAAAUGUUCCUCCCUGAUGGCGAUCUUUAUUCAGAUGGGCAGGGCCGCACAAGGCACUUCCGGUGGAGGGGUAUUGAUGAGAAUUCACAGUUUAAUCUGUUUGGCGACAAAGGCUUGUGGGGCGACGAAGAGGGAGAGCCAACUGAACUGAGUACCGAAGAAGAGAUACAAAGACGCAAGGAAAGAUAUGAAAGAGAAACGUUUCUGAGAGAAGAACUGGAAAAAAAGAAAGAGAGUAAUAUGUUAGAUCUUGACGAAAACAGCCAAAAUAUUCUCAAUAAGAUUAAAGAUACGAGUAGUCAGUUACCAGAAGCUCCAGUGAAGCCCCAAGCAAUCAUACUGAACUACAAAAACAGCGUAGCGCCAGUGUCAAAGAAAAAAACCUCUUUUAAAGGAUCCUUUUUGAAGCACAAUAAAACGACUCUAUCAAGACUUUCCUCGCUCACAUCCAAUGCGCCGAAUGCGUCCGCCACAACACGAGGAUUUGUCUUUCAUACAGUGUCACCGUCUGGCAAGAACAACUCUAAUGCUAAGAAAUUACAACGCACAAAUUCUGCAAUAGAGCUACCGGCGUCCAAGAAACCACGAUUGGACAGAGCCCUUAGUGAUUCGACCAGCGUGUUCUCCAUGUUAUAACACCAGACUGUAUUUAAAGACAACUACGAAGGGCGGGAAGUUCACGUAACUUCCGCAGCAAGCGGUAUUAAGUGCGUGUGAAGUAUAGUCUGGUGGUGGAGCUGCGAUACGCCUUGAUAAAUUUCAUUCAUAGCUAACUUAAGAAACUGUUAGCUACACAAUUUAAGCCGAUGAAUGAACUUUAGUUAUCAUUAAAAUCCACCAAAUCCA
Stylophora pistillata is the source of this 3648-nucleotide messenger RNA. RefSeq lists its product as uncharacterized. NCBI's taxonomy places the organism in Eukaryota, Metazoa, Cnidaria, Anthozoa, Scleractinia, Pocilloporidae. Gene Ontology annotation, molecular function: anaphase-promoting complex binding. Gene Ontology annotation, biological process: mitotic G2 DNA damage checkpoint signaling; activation of protein kinase activity; mitotic DNA replication checkpoint signaling. The record is from RefSeq and is a predicted model, not a curated record.